Molecule: messenger RNA, 3423 nt
Organism: Chenopodium quinoa (quinoa)
Lineage: Eukaryota; Viridiplantae; Streptophyta; Magnoliopsida; Caryophyllales; Amaranthaceae
Exons: 6
Coding region: 218-2800 (860 amino acids)
Source: RefSeq, a predicted model, not a curated record
UGGCGCAGUUGGCUAGCGCGUAGGUCUCAUAGCUUCUGAGUAAUCCUGAGGUCGAGAGUUCGAGCCUCUCUCACCCCAAUUUUUUUUUUCCCUUUUUUUUUUCCACUAAUUACUCGUAUUAACUAACCUAUUUUCAUUUUAACGCCUAUAUACUCGGAGUCCUCCAUUGAAGCGCCCUUCUCAGCUUUCUCUCUCCUCCAUUCAACCGCCUUCUCAGAUGGCUAGAUGGGAUGAGAUUUUAAAUCUUCCCGUGCAGAGUCCUCCAACAUUGGAGUUUAGUGCUUCGGAUGUAGUUUGGUCCAAGGUAGAAGGAUGGCGAGAUAAUAUAGAUAGGGUUGCUCUUAUACCGUUUGCUAGGGUAGAUGAUUUUAUUAGGGGUGAAUCAUCGAACAAAGAUUGCCCGACUGGGUUUCAUGUUGAGGCUAGGAGGCAUCGAAGUGCAAAGGCGUCGUACAAAGUCAAGGUUGAUGGGGUGCUUGAGUAUAUCUUGUACUGGUGUUCCUUUGGGCCAGAUGACCAUAGAAAAGGUGGAAUUGUACGGCCAAGUAGAAACACUUAUAUCCCAAAAAAGAAAUCUGCUGGACGUCCAGGUACAAAAAGGGGUUGCACCUGUCACUUCAUCGUGAAACGCCUCAUUGCCCGGCCUUCCGUUGCACUUAUCAUAUAUAAUCAGGAUAAACAUGUUGACAAGAGUGGAUUACCCUGUCAUGGUCCACAAGAUAAGAAAGCAGCCGGAACUCGUGCUAUGUAUGCUCCAUACAUCUCUGAUGAUCUUCGCCUGCGUGUUCAUUCCCUAUUAUAUGUUGGUGUACCUGUGGAAACCAUUAUGCAGAGACACAAUGAAUCAGUAGAGAAACAAGGGGGUCCUUUCAAUCGUGAUGAUCUUCUAACGCAUAGGUAUGUAAGAAGACAAGAAAAACGAAUAAGGCGAUACAAGUAUGAGCUAGAUGCUGAUGAUGCUGUUAGCCUGAGUCUGUGGGUAGCAAAUCAUCCGACAUGCGUUUUCUUUUAUCAGGACUUUUCAGAGUCUGAGCCAUUCACAGUUGGAAUUCAAACUGAGUGGCAGUUGCAGCAAAUGAUACGAUUUGGCAAUCGUGGUCUUCUAGCCUCUGACUCGAGAUUUGGAACCAACAAAUUUAAGUAUCCGGUUCACAGCCUUCUCGUGUUCAAUUCAGAGAACAAGGCUAUUCCAAUAGCUUGGGUAAUUUCCCCAAGGUUUACAAGCAGAGAUGCAUUCAAGUGGAUAAGGGCUCUACACAACAGGGUUUUAACAAAAGAUCCUGCAUGGAAGUUAGCUGGAUUUGUUAUUGAUGAUCCUUUAACUGACACUGGGGCGAUCAGGGAUAUAUUUGAGUGCUCUGUGCUGAUAUCUACAUGGCGUAUCCGUCAUGCAUUGCAUAAAGCCCUAAUGAAGAGAUGUUCUCAAACUGAAAUGCGAGUUCAAAUAUCACAACGGCUUGGGCAGGUUAUUUCAGAGAUCUGCACUGGACAAGGAGAUGUGACUUUGUUUGAUGGUUUAAUGGAGGAUUUUACGAGUAAUUCUGAGUUUAUGGAAUACUUCAAGGCUGUGUGGUACCCCAGAAUUGGGUUUUGGGCUACUAGUUUACAAACCCUUCCGCUUGCCAGCCAGGAGAUGAGUGCAGCGAUUGAAUUUUAUCAUUGUCAGAUGAAUGUAAGAGUAUUAAAUGAGAUGGAUCACAGUGCAUAUCAACGUGUGGAUUGGUUGGUCGAUAAACUGUCCACCCAAGUGCAUUCUUACCUUUGGCUUGAUGAGUGUCCAGCAAAGCAUGAUUUUGCCCGAUAUUGGAGAGAUGAGUGGAUGGAUGGGUUAACAUCUUGGCGCAAUUCAUUGAAGAUCCCAGACUCUGAUGUUAUUUUAGAAGGUCAAUUUGCCAAAGUCAUAGACCAACAAGAUCAAGACAAAAUAUAUCUGGUAUCAAAUCCUGGUUCUGAAUUUUCAAUUUGUAAUUGCACUGUGUCCGAAAGUGGUAAUUUGUGUGAGCAUGUUUGCAAGGUUAGCUGGUUAUGUCGGAAAAAAAAGUCUUCAAUACCUUCUCUCAGUUUGCACCAAUACAAGCAGGCAUUGAUCAAAAUGCUGUGUUGUACGCCUCAUGAUUCCUUGAUUCGUGAUCAUGCUGUUUCUCUAUCAGCUUUUCUACAGACACAGCUAAAUGCUUUAGCAGAUUUUGACAGCAGUGAGAGAAACAUCAAUGAGAUUGAGCAGCAAGCAGGAUUUACAAUGUCUUUGGAUAAUAAUAUUAGUUUGGCCAUCGGACAACAAGGUCAUACUGUGGUUUUAAGCAAUGCUAAUAGUAGGUUGCUAAGCAAAGGGUCUGUUGAAAAAGGGUCAUGUAAUGAUGGUGCAUUUCAUGAUGAAAUGGAGAUUGACCCUUCAUCUAUAUGUAUCUCACCUUCUGGUUUAUUUGCUAUGCAUGGAAUUCUUCCUGCUGAUAGUCUGUCAGUAAACGGGGACAAAACUCUUCUGUCAGAUUCCCGUGGUAUGAUGGAUAAUGAAGCUUCAAAAGAUUGUGACACCUCAGAUCAAGUUGAUCCAGAUGUUAUGAUGGAAGAGUCUCUAUCUAUAGAUAUCCCUCUCUCUAAAGAGUCCCAAGAUCUGUGUUCAGUUAUCAAUCAUGAUUAUGAUGAUUGUGGGGAUAAAGUUGCUGGAGCAGUCGAUUCUAUUGAUGACAACACUGUUCUUAAGUUCUAUAAGAGGUCAAAAACCGCUAAAACAGUUGGGCGUCAUCCAGCAAAGAAACGGAAAACCACAGAUAAAGAGGAUAUGAGGAAAGAGAUAUGACCACUGAAGUAAUUUACUUGUUUUAGUGAGAAAUAAUGUGCUGACUUUGUUGGUAAGAAGCAAACAGAGUUUUUUUGCUGCAAGUCUAGUUCAUGUGGAGGUUUUUGACUCAGGAAGACCCUCAAUGUGGUUAUUACUGCUUUUGAGGAGGUUGAAGAUCUCUAAAUUUCUACUAGUAUGUGAUGACAGGUAUGCCUGCUGACGACAUUGUUUAACCAUGUUAUGUAUCUACAAGGAGCAGUUCUGAGAAGUUCUUGAAGGCUCAGCAAGUCCUGAUGGGUUCUCGAGAAGAGAGGUAAUGCAGCCAUGUAGGGGCCUGUGCAACCAAGCAAAUGGCAUGAAACAAGAAUUGUCUUGUAAUUUCUGAGUAUAUGCCGUAAUUUUAAAACAUGAUAUAGGAAUUUUGGUGUUAACUUUGUGAAUAGAACGAUUUGCACUUUUAGAUGUUUGAAUGUAACUAAAAUGAAAACUUGGUUAUGCUCUGCAAAGCAGUAAGAUGUUGGAAAUCAUAGCAAUGUGGCUAUUUUGCCACCUUCUAGUAGUUACCAUUUAUUUUUAUGGAGUUAAAAUUUCUGUGGAAAUUAUUUUUGGAAAUAAAAUGCUUGUUCAACUUUAUCCUGUCA